Knipowitschia caucasica is the source of this 885-nucleotide messenger RNA. The record is from the annotation of a GenBank genome assembly. Lineage: Eukaryota; Metazoa; Chordata; Actinopteri; Gobiiformes; Gobiidae.
AUGUCCAACACAACUACCAGUUCCUCCCAUCACCCCAUCAUCAUCACAGCCAACCUCUCUGCAUCAGAGGCCAUCACAGUGAACUGCAACAUGGCCUCUAUUACCGUUACUGUGGCCAGGGAUUUCCUCCAAAGCAGUCAAAUCACUGACACAGCACUAUACCUGGGCAUGGUGGAUUGUAGGGUAAAUGGAGGAAACUCCACUCAUGCCCAGCUGACAGUGGAUUGGGAUGAGUGCAAUACUCUUCUGAUGCAUAAUGACAGCUUCUAUACAGCUUCAGUGACCCUGUUUAACACCAUAAACACUAGAGAAGUGCCUAAGAUACGGUUGCAGAUCCCCGUCAUGUGCACAUACAUGAAAAAUGUGCUCAUUACAUCAGGCUCCAGCUCAAUGGGGUAUGAUAUGAUCAAGGACGUUAUCACAGGCUCAGGGAUGUUCCAGUUGAGUGUGCAGUUGAUGAAUGGCACGGUGCCUUUGCCUCAUAACUACAGUCUGUCGCCCAGUGAGGCACUUGUGUUGGUGGUCAGCCUCAAUACCACUGUGGAGAGGAUCAAAGUGGUCAUCAACAAGUGCUGGGCCACCUCCACCCCAAGCCCUGCACUUGUGUCCAGCUACAUAUUCAUGCAGAACAGAUUGUCAGUGCAGAUUCUGUCCUUUGUCGACCUCAGUAUCAUCUAUCUGCACUGCCAGGUGGAAAUAUGUGUGGAGAUCGAGUUGGGCUCCUGUGUGCCUCUGAAUGUUCUGCUACCUUCUGAGGCUCGUACGUCGGCCCCGCCUCCUCAGCGUCGACCUGGUAACCCGUGGCAACGGCUCAUGGAUGAAGAGGGAUGGAGAGGGCAGCCCCAUCAAAGGAACCAGAAUGAGCAGAAAAUGCGUCUGAUAUAA